CUCGAUCCGCCUUCCCCGCGCCGUCCUAGUCACGGCCCCGCGGGGCAGCCAUGCCUGGCCGUCUGCUGCGGGGCCUGUGGCAGCGAUGGCGCCGUUACAAGUACCGCUUCGUUCCCUGGAUCGCACUGAACCUAAGCCACAACCCGAGGACCCUCCGAUAUGUUCCAGAGGAAUCCAAAGACAAAGUUAUCUCAGAUGAAGAUGUCCUAGGAACAUUACUGAAAGUUUUCCAGGCUCUAUUCUUAAAUGAUUUCAAUAAACAAUCAGAAAUCUUGACUAUGCUUCCAGAAUCUAUUAAAUCAAAAUAUCAAGACCUACUGGCAGUUGAACAUCAAGGGGUGAAACUGCUUGAAAACAGACAUCAACAGCAAAGUACCUUUAAACCAGAAGAAAUUCUUUACAAGACUUCGGGUUUCAGUGUUGCCCAAGCAACUAGCUCAUUGAUUUCUGCUGGAAAAGGUGUCUUCGUUACUAAAGGAUUGGUACCAAAAGGCGCAGUCGUAUCUAUGUAUCCUGGUACAGUAUAUCAGAAGUAUGAGCCAAUCUUUUUCCAGUCCAUUGGAAAUCCGUUUAUUUUUAGAUGCCUGGAUGGGGUACUCAUUGAUGGGAAUGACAAAGGGAUAUCGAAAGUUGUGUACAGAUCUUGCAAUGGGAGGGAUCGACUUGGCCCUUUAAAAAUGAGUGAUAGUACAUGGCUAACGUCAGAAAUUCAUAACCCUCUGGCUGUGGGACAGUAUGUCAACAAUUGUUCCAAUGACAGAGCAGCUAAUGUCUGUUAUCAGGAAUUUGAUGUGCCUGCAGUUUUCCCUAUAGAACUGAAGCAAUACCUUCCAAACAUUGCCUACAGCUAUGACAAACAAAGCCCACUUCGAUGUGUUGUUCUUGUCGCACUUAGGGACAUCAAUCAAGGAGAAGAGCUUUUUUCAAACUACUACACAAUUGUCAGCUAACUCUGUGAAUCAGAAAUUAUUAGGUUUUCUACUCAGCUAUUAAUUCUAAGUGUUUUUUGUUAAUCACUUCUCUGAGUUCUACCUGUAAAACAAAUAUUUUGAGACUUAAUUGGAAUAGGAAUUUCUUAUGUUUUUGUUGGUAUUAUAUUUAUGUUCCAAGUUCAUGAUAAAAGCUACUUGCUUCAUUACAAUUUCAAAUUUGUAAUGCAAUUCCAAUUUUAAUUGGUUUUCACCUAAAUACACAAUAGCUUAUUAAAUUAAAACCUACUCUUUGAACUUAUAAUUUCAAUUUUUCUUUUGUUUAUUUUGUAAGCUCUGUGGUGGUUUAUAAAAUUCUAGCCAGGCAUCAGCAGUUCUGUAGUACUGCAGAUGUGUACAAACUUCUGUAAAAACUUUAUUUUUACAGAAUUGAGUAAAAAAUAUCUAUUGUGUUGCCAUGA
Molecule: messenger RNA, 1390 nt
Organism: Nomascus leucogenys (northern white-cheeked gibbon)
Lineage: Eukaryota; Metazoa; Chordata; Mammalia; Primates; Hylobatidae
Source: RefSeq, a predicted model, not a curated record